Rubroshorea leprosula is the source of this 847-nucleotide messenger RNA. The record is from the annotation of a GenBank genome assembly. NCBI's taxonomy places the organism in Eukaryota, Viridiplantae, Streptophyta, Magnoliopsida, Malvales, Dipterocarpaceae.
ACUUUCUUUGGAAAGUUGAAAUGUUCUUUGGGAGUGAUUCCAUUAUUUAUCUGCUAUGAUAAUGGCUGAUAGCUCUCUCAAAAUAGGAGAAACCAAGAAGAUAUGCAUCUUUUCGGUAUUAUUUUGAACCAAGAAAUUCGAAGAUUAUCAAGGCAGAGUAAAAUGGUCACUCCAUGCAAGGGAGGAGAUUGUUUUUGAGCUUCUGAAACAUUUGAGGGGGAAUGUGACAAGAAACUUGCUGGAGGAAAUAAGAAAGAGCACAAGGGAAAUGAUAGAGGAGCAAGAAGUAGUUCGUGGCCGCUUGUUUACAAUCCAAGAUGUUAUGCAGAGCACUGUUCGUGCAUGGUUACAGGACAGAAGCCUUCGAGUAACUCAUAAUCUGACUGUUUUUGGGGGUUGUGGCCUUGUUCUGUCUAUCAUAAUUGGACUGUUUGGAAUCAACAUUGAUGGGAUUCCUGGAGCAGAUAAUACGCCAUACGCAUUUGGCCUGUUUGCAGCCAUCCUCUUCUUGAUAGGAAUAGUGCUGAUCGGUGUCGGGCUGCUCUAUCUCGGUAUUAAACGGCCCGUCACUGAAGAGCAGGUUGAAGUGAGGAAGUUGGAAUUGCAGGAGCUGGUUAAAAUGUUUCAGCACGAGGCAGAGACUCAUGCCCAAGUUCGUAAAAACAUUUCUCGAAGUAAUUUGCCUCCAACCACUGGAGACACAUUCGCUGACGCUGAUUAUGUUCUCAUCCAGUGAAGACAAUAUGAUUAUGAAAGUAAACUUUUCUUUUAACCCAAAAUUGUAGUUCAACUACGUUUAUUUAUAACUGAACGAGGAAAAGUUUCACCACAACAUUAUCAGUUUUUC